AUCGUGGUGAGCGGCUGCGCUAAUUGAAAGACUUCCUUUUUGUGGGUGGCGGCAGGCGAGCUGGGAGCGCUAUGAAGGCCUCGGGCACACUCCGGGAAUACAAGGUGGUUGGGCGCUGCCUGCCCACCCCAAAGUGCCACACGCCGCCUCUGUACCGCAUGCGGAUUUUUGCACCCAAUCACGUCGUCGCCAAGUCCCGUUUCUGGUACUUCGUGUCCCAGCUGAAGAAGAUGAAGAAAUCUUCAGGAGAGAUCGUCUACUGUGGGCAGGUGUUUGAGAAGUCUCCGCUGCGGGUGAAGAAUUUUGGCAUCUGGCUGCGCUAUGACUCCCGCAGUGGCACCCACAACAUGUACCGGGAGUACCGGGAUCUGACCACAGCAGGCGCCGUCACCCAGUGCUACCGGGACAUGGGUGCCCGGCACCGAGCCCGCGCCCACUCCAUCCAGAUCAUGAAGGUGGAGGAGAUCGCAGCCAGCAAGUGCCGCCGGCCCGCUGUCAAGCAGUUCCACGACUCCAAGAUCAAGUUCCCACUGCCCCACCGGGUUCUGCGUCGCCAGCACAAGCCCCGCUUCACCACCAAGAGGCCCAACACCUUCUUCUAGAGGCAGUGCCAAUAAACCUGGCGCCGCUCUGCACUGGC
Octodon degus (degu) is the source of this 640-nucleotide messenger RNA. RefSeq names its product ribosomal protein L18a (gene Rpl18a). NCBI's taxonomy places the organism in Eukaryota, Metazoa, Chordata, Mammalia, Rodentia, Octodontidae. Gene Ontology annotation, molecular function: structural constituent of ribosome. The coding region runs from base 72 to 602 and encodes 176 amino acids. The transcript has 5 exons. Gene Ontology annotation, biological process: translation. Gene Ontology annotation, cellular component: ribosome; cytosolic large ribosomal subunit. The record is from RefSeq and is a predicted model, not a curated record.